Messenger RNA from Dujonia railenensis, 1878 nucleotides. Lineage: Eukaryota; Fungi; Ascomycota; Pichiomycetes; Serinales; Debaryomycetaceae. The record is from the annotation of a GenBank genome assembly.
AUGUUGCACUGGGACAUAGGCCUUUUGGUAACGUUGACAGCAACGAUAUCUAGCGUUAUUGCCACUAGGGGCGGUGGAUCUUCUCCGAUAUCGAAUUUUUCACCAUUUGAUUCUCAGGAUUUCUGUUCUCAGAUCAUCACUCCCACUUGUAACACGACAUUUUCAUAUAUUGACAACUUAAACGCUCAGAUCAGACCGGACGUUUCCAACUUGGUAAGGUCUCCGUACUUCAGGUAUUUCAAGCUCGACUUCGACAAGCAAUGUAAAUUUUGGAAUGCUCAGCAUUUCUGUGCCACCCGAAACUGUGCGGUGGAGAUCUUGCCAGCAGAUCAAUACAACUGGUCCAAUAUUGAAGAGUUCAGUCCUUCCAAAUUAGGGGAAAUCGAAAGACCCGCCGAUAAGGACAACGAUGCCGCGGGAACUUGUGAAGAUUUGGACUACUGUCAUAUCGAUGAGGGCCAAAACUGUGUGUAUGUGGAUUUGUUGGCCAACCCUGAAAGAUUUACUGGAUACGGUGGUGUACAGGCUUUUGACGUCUGGAAGGCCAUUUACAGUGAAAACUGCUUCCCUAACACAAACCCAAUGUCCAUGGACGACUCGGAUCAACUCGAACAAUGCGUAGAGAAGAACUUGUUCUACAGACUUAUCAGUGGUAUGCAUGCCUCCAUUGCUGUCCACUUGUCUAACGAGUACUUAUGCCCAAGCGAUGUUGAGAAUGACGACGAUUACAACGUAGAGGAAAUCUUUGAGCCUAAUUUAAAGAUUUUCAUGGAGAGAGUUGGUUCCUUCAACGAUAGAUUAAGUAAUAUCUACUUUAACUAUGCUUUGGUCAGUCAGGCCAUUGUUAAGUUGAGUGAAAUUUUCGAGGGAGGACUUGCAGAUCAAAUUACUUGCGGUGACGAAUCCUUAGGGGCUGCUAAUAAAGCUGCUGCAUCCUUUGGUUCAAACAAUGCCUUGCUUGGAAACGAUGAACCUGACUAUAAGCAGGUAUUUGGAUCUAUUUUGCCCUUAUUAAACCAACACACCCUUUUCAACACAACAGAGCUCUUCGAUCCAAAAGUGGUUUCUCCAGAGUUGAAAAUGGAAUUCAGACAAAGAUUCAGAAACGUUUCUGCAAUUAUGGACUGUGUUGGAUGUGACAGAUGCAGAAUGUGGGGGAAAUUGCAGACCAUCGGUUACGGUACCGCAUUGAAAAUCUUAUUUGAAGAUGAAAGCCAUAAGCUCAAAUUUAGGAGAAUUGAGAUGGUAUCCCUUUUCAAUACUUUUGAUAGAAUCAGUAAGAGUAUUGAAGCCAUAAACAAUUUCAAGCAAAUGUACUUGAAGCAUUUGGAAGAUGUGGCGCAGGGUAAGGCACAAUUGGGUGAUUAUGAGAAGGGCAGAGAAAGUAAGAAGGGAUUCAGUUUCCCCUUCUUGGCUGUGGAAUCCAAGGCAAAGGACACUAGUAGUGCUCCUCAGCUGCAAUCGGUUCCAAAACAAUCAGUUGAGUCGGAUACCAAGACUAAGAAGACCAGAUCCAAGAAGCUCCUCAUGCCUGAGAAAAAGAACAAAAGGACCUUCAAGGAUGAAUUCAAGGCUUCAUUGGAUGAGGUGAGCCAUGCUACUUAUUUUGUGCUCAACAGUUACAGGACUUUUUUCCCAACGAUUCGUGACAUAGCCUUAAUAUACUUGAACGAUGCUUGGAACAAGUUCCUCGGCAACAAUGCGUACUACGACCAACUUAUACAGAAGGGGUACCAAAGAGAAAUGGCGAGAGCAGAACAACAGAAGGAUGAGGCUGCCAAGGGAUCUACUUGGAAAGAUGCUCCUAGUUUAGAGAGAGAAGAGGAUAAUGAAAACGAGGACGAGGACGAUUCCAUUUAUAAUAAAUUAUUCGAAUAA